Messenger RNA from Carcharodon carcharias (great white shark), 1886 nucleotides. RefSeq names its product pygopus homolog 2 (Drosophila) (gene pygo2). The coding region runs from base 366 to 1595 and encodes 409 amino acids. The record is from RefSeq and is a predicted model, not a curated record. The transcript has 3 exons. Lineage: Eukaryota; Metazoa; Chordata; Chondrichthyes; Lamniformes; Lamnidae.
GGUUUUUCCCCCCCCUCCGGGCAGUUAAGGAGGGAGUGGGGGGAGGGUUCGGGAAUGAGAGCGGGGCCGCUCGACGGUUGGGAUUCGAAACCGGCCCCGUUCUAGAGCGCGCGGCGCUAGGCCGCGGGCGAAGCCUCGGCCUCGAUUUCCCGUGGGUGCCGGAAGGGCGAGGCGGACGGGAGGGAUGUGCCGGCGGGCCCCUGGUUGAAGUCCCUCCCUGUCCCGCUCUCUCUCCCCGCGGAGCAGUGAUAACGUUGGCCCGCAAGCGGGGAGCCGCAGCAGGCGGUGCUGGAGGCGGUGGGCAGGCGGCUGCUGCCUUGGCCUGGCCCCGCUACCCGGGCCGCCUGCCGCUCCGGCCGGAGGAGAUGGCGGCCGAGCAGGAGAAGGAGCCGGUGAUCCACAAGCGGCAGAAAACAGGUGCUAACGGUGGUGGAACACAGCUCAAGAGCCCAGAGAAGAAGAAACGGAAGUCCAGUGCACAGGCCGCUCAGUUUUCACACCUCUCCGAGUUCGCUCCACCGCCCACGCCAAUGGUUGACCACCUGGUGGCCUCGAACCCCUUCGAUGACGACUUCACCCCCCCGAAAGGGGCAGCCCCGUCCGCUCCGUUCUUUAGCAACCCGGCUGCUUACGGAGCCUACCGGGCGCAGUCUGCCAUGCCGCCCCAUCUGCACCCCGCCUUCAACCCUGGACCUCAGCCCAUGAGGCGCCAAGCGCCGCACCACUUCCCCCCGAACCAACUGGGCGCGGCCUUCGGCGUGCCCCAGAACCCGAAUUUUGGGCAGCCCGGCGGCAUGAACUUUGGGAGCCCGCCCUUCGGCCAGGGGAUCAGCCAGACUUUCAGCCCGCCCCCCGGGCAGCCCCUUCACCCAGGGCCCCCCGGCGCGCCCCCCGGUGCCAACUUCAACUCCAUGAUGCCUCCGAACAUGGGCCAGCCCCCUCGGGGGGGCGACAUGAUGGCAGGGCCGGGGAUGAGCCCGGCGGCCGGAGCCCCCAUGGGGCCCAAAUUCGUCCAGCUGCCGGGCCCCUUCAACCCCAGCCCGGGGCCCCGGCCCAGCCAGAGCUUUGCCAAAGGCGCCAGCCAAGCCAACCUGCCACCGAGUGCCGCCUCGUUCCCCAGCCCGGAGAGGAGCUUCCCCCCGGCGGAGGACAACGCCAAGAACUUUCACCGCCCCGGCAACGCUUUCAACCCGGGGAGCGAACAUUCUGGCUCGCCGGCCGCCGUCAACGGCAACCAGGCCGGCUUCAACCAAACCCCGGGCGGCCCGAGCAACAGCGCCGCGGACAGCAACAGCUUCCCGGCCGCCAGCGGCAAGAGCGCGCCCGGCGCUGGGCACCGGCCUUCCUCCGACCCCGUCUACCCGUGCGGCUUCUGCCUCAACGAGGUGAACGACGACCAGGACGCCAUCUUGUGCGAGGCCUCCUGCCAGAAGUGGUUCCACCGCGAGUGCACGGGGAUGACGGAGACGGCGUACGGCCUGCUCACCACGGAGACCUCGGCGGUGUGGGCCUGCGACUUCUGCCUCAAGAGCAAGGAGAUCCAGUCGGUGUACCUGCGGGAGAACCUGGGUCAGCCCGUUGUCAAUGAUGGCUGAGGACAAUGGCGGCUGCGCGCGUGUGUGUGUGUGUGUGUGUGUGUGUGUGUGCGUGUGUGUGUCUGGGGUUGGGGUUGGUGGGGGGGGGUGGCGCUGGUGGGGUGCCCGCCCACUUGACCAUCGACUAGGGACACCGGGGAAGGUGGGGGAAGGCCUUGCGUUCAGGGCUGACCAGGCACUUGUGGCCUUGUGAGGGGAGCGGGGAAACCAUCGCAAGUACCUUGACGCUUUAAGGAGGAGCGUGUUUCACCACCCUGGGCGUGAACUGAAACGCACUGUUGUGGGGAGGGG